AUGUCUUGUUAUGGGUCAGUGUUUGUCAGGUUCAACUCAAGUCAUGGUUUCCCAGUGGAAAUUGACGCAGACGCCAGCAUCUUCCAACUCAAGGAGGUGGUUGCUAAGCGACAGGGAGUUCCAGCUGACCAGUUGCGUGUGAUUUUUGCAGGGAAAGAGCUUAGGAAUGACUUGACACUGCAGAACUAUGACAUGGUCCAGCAGAGCACAGUUUAUGUUGUUCAUCGUCUGCAGAGAUGUGACCCAAAACUGGCUACAGGAGAUGCUACAUUAAAUAACACAGAGCCAAAUAGGAUGGGAGAAGAAACCAUAAGCUUAACCAAGCUAAAUCUAAGUUCUACCCUUCUGCCAACUACUACAACAGGUCUAGCAGCUGUUUUAGAUCCAGAAGAAGAUCGCACCUUGACCUCAUCUGCCAAAUCAGAUUCUGGACACCAGAGUAGUUUUUAUGUUUUCUGUAAAAGCACCUGCAAAUCAAUUCAGCCUGGGAAGCUUAGGGUUCGGUGCAAGAAAUGUAGGCAGGGAGCACUGACACUAACAAGGGAUCCAGCUUGCUGGGAAGAUGUUCUUAUUCCAGAUAAGAUGAGUGGACUUUGUCAAACUCCAGAAUGCGAUGGAACUGUUGCCGAAUUUUUCUUCAAGUGUGCAUCCCACCCUACCACUAACAGUGAUACAUCAGUGGCUCUGAACCUCAUUACAAGCAACAGUCGCAAUAUAUUGUGUAUCACAUGUAUGUCAAUAAGUGCUGCUGUGCUGGUUUUCUUGUGUGCUGAUCGCCAUGUAAUCUGCCUGGAGUGCUUCCAUUCAUACUGUGCAAUGAGGCUAAAUGAGCGCCAGUUUGUCUAUGACCCUGAGAUUGGAUACUCACUCCCUUGUGUGGCUGGUUGUCCUGAUUCAUUGAUUAAAGAACUGCACCAUUUUCGGAUUCUGGGAGAACAGUACAACCGCUACCAGCACUAUGGAGCUGAGGAAUAUGUCCUUCAGAUGGGAGGAGUGCUGUGCCCUAAGCCAGGAUGUGGAGCAGGGCUGCUUUCUGAAUCCCAUUCCCGAAGGGUGGAGUGUGAGCGAAUCAAUGGACUAGGUUGUGGGUUUGUUUUUUGCCGUGAAUGCAAGGAAGAAUACCAUGAAGGACAGUGUAGCUCAAUCCAAGGGACUGAAGGAGCAAAAGCACUGCAGAGAUUUGUGAUAGAUGACCAUGCAGCCCAGCUGGCAAGAUGGGAAGAAGCUUCAAGAAAAACAAUUAAUGACACAACAAAGCCUUGUCCAAAGUGCAAUGUACCUGUAGAGAAAAACGGAGGGUGUAUGCAUAUGAAGUGUCCCCUUGUACAGUGCAGAUUUGAAUGGUGCUGGAUCUGUGGAACGGAGUGGAACCGGACAUGUAUGGCAGAUCACUGGUUUGACUGAAAUACAAUCAAGGCUCAAGUGUCAUAUAACUAAGAUCACAGAUUUAACACUGCUUUGGCCAUUAUUUUUGUUCAGGUGUAAAACCUUAAUAUUGCAAAUAACCAAAAUACCUCAAUGAUCAAUGCACUUCAGUGUAAAAUCAGACUUUGAUUGCUAAGAAAACUGAUAGUAUCAUAUCAGAGAAAAACAAUACAUCUUGUCUGGUGUGGGUGGAGUAUAAAUAUUUAUUGUAAACAGGGCAGGAAUGUAUAUUUUUUGAAGUACAGCAUUAUUUAGCCCUCCUGCAACAUACAUUUUUAUAUGAUAUGUGCUAAAAUAUAAUCUGCAAAGG
Molecule: messenger RNA, 1735 nt
Organism: Protopterus annectens (West African lungfish)
Lineage: Eukaryota; Metazoa; Chordata; Ceratodontiformes; Protopteridae
Gene: PRKN
Product: parkin RBR E3 ubiquitin protein ligase
Exons: 11
Coding region: 1-1404 (467 amino acids)
Biological process (GO): regulation of cellular response to oxidative stress; ubiquitin-dependent protein catabolic process; autophagy of mitochondrion
Cellular component (GO): endoplasmic reticulum; cytoplasm; cytosol
Molecular function (GO): ubiquitin protein ligase activity; zinc ion binding; ubiquitin conjugating enzyme binding
Source: RefSeq, a predicted model, not a curated record